AUGGCUUCCAGUGUGAGCUUGUUGGUCGUGAUCAUGGCGUACACGCUCCUCAGUGGAAGUCACGGUGCACGACACUUGGCCGACACCACCCCGGCCGCUGUUGCUCCUGCUGCGGACACCGCCGCUGUCCCUGGCUUUCCGGCCGUGCUGCCCACGGACACGGUCACCCUGCUGCCACCAAUGCCGGCGGCCACCCUGCCCACCGUGCCGCAAAUGACGCUGCCACCUAUGCCCGCCGUCGUCGUGCCUAAGGUAGUGCUGCCGCCCAUGCCCAAGGUGACGAUGGCGCCAAUGCCCGCCACUGUCAUCGUGCCCAAGGUGACGCUGCCGCCGAUGCCGUUUGUCCCGAACGUGAACGUGCCUGUGCCAUUCCUGGCGCCGCCACCGUCUGUGUAG
Molecule: messenger RNA, 396 nt
Organism: Triticum dicoccoides
Lineage: Eukaryota; Viridiplantae; Streptophyta; Magnoliopsida; Poales; Poaceae
Product: protein PELPK1-like
Exons: 1
Coding region: 1-396 (131 amino acids)
Source: RefSeq, a predicted model, not a curated record